CGCCGGCCCGUCCCGUCUCCCUGUCCCGGGCCGGGCAGCGGCGAGGGGAGCGCGGGAGGGAGCCAUGUCUCACGGGGCGCGAGUGAUCCGAACCGGCGUGAGCAGCGCGGGGCCCGCUGCCCCGCCGGCCUCCACCGCCGCCUCCUCCUCAGCGGGCUCGGACGCGGAGCUCAUGGACGGCGCCUAUUUCCGCUCCUGCGCCGGCAUACUGAAGGUGGCCCAGAUGAUCUCACUGGUGGUUGGAUUUAUCAGUGUGAAUAACUCUCCAUGGACAGACUACAGUGUAUACAGCUACUUUCAGAUUGUGACCAUGUGCGACUUGGUUAUGAUUUUGUUCUUCUACAUUAUCCACAUCUUCAGAAUCUACAGGAAGCUCACUUGCGUUAGCUGGCCGCUUGCGGAGUUUCUUCAUUAUCUAAUUGGUACAAUUCUGCUUCUCAUUGCAUCGAUUGUAGCAGCAUCCAAGAGUUACAAUUUGACUGGACUUGUGGCUGGAGCGACUUUUGGGUUCCUAGCUACCAUCCUUUGUGUUUUAAGCAUAUGGUCAUCCUACAAGGUUUCGUGCAUCACGCAGUCAACCAAUGCAUCUGUAUGACUCCUUCAUCUCUGCAAGACGUCUGCCUUAUGAAACAGGAUACCAAAGAGGAGCGGCCACUACUGAGGAAAGAGCAUGGGUAUUUUGUUACUAGCUUGGACAGCCAGUAGCUUUUGAAGACCUACCUGAAUGCCUAUGCAAAAGAAUAUUGUGAACCAAAGUCAUUUUGCUCCCCACGCUUCACCCCCCCUCAAAGAAGUUUAUAAUGGAAAAACCUGCUUUUUAUGAGCUUUACAGAGAAAGACAAUUUCUGUCUCAUAAGCUGGACUGUGGUCACUUCCAGCUAUUUGCAAUAAGUAAGUGCAUUUAAAACUCAUCUGGAGAGUCAUUUGGUUCUCCUUUCAGAGCGAUGGAAAAAAUGCUUCUGAUUUCCUCCAUCUGUUUAGAGAAGGGAAAUCCUGCAAAUUCCUACCUGAUUCUUAACUUCCAAGGAUGAUUUGUUCAACAAAGGAACUGUUACAAACUGAUGUGUGCCUGGAUAAGCUGACCCAAGUCUUUGUUACCUCUUUCUAUGAGAACUGUAGACUUUUUCUAACAUCAGCCGGCAUCAGAAAUUGCAAACUGCAACUUGAAUACAUCAUUGCCAACAACCCCUUCUAGCCCCAACAGGACAUGAUGAAAUCAGGUUUUUUCUCCAUGAAUUUUUACAGGUUAUUAACUAUCAAAGAUUAUUCUUAAAAGCUUCCCCCUGCAAAAUGCAGGAAAAUACAUGCCCAGGAAUGUGUGUUUAAUGUUUUGUGGGAUCUUUUUUAUUUUCCCUUUUCAGAAAUACUCAUUUGUAUUUGUAUUUGAAAGACCUGUUCUGUAGAAGAUUUCUGUGCAUCUCCUACAAAUUAUUCUCUUUGGAGUCUACCAGUGUUUAUGGAAAGCCCAUUGUGAAUGGAGCAAUAUGCUGCUUUCUCUCUCUUACAUGUGGUUUGUCCCUUCCUCUGCCUCUGCUGAGAUCUGUGCUUUUGGAGACUCUGCCCAGAGCCUGCACAGGCAGAGCAGUUUUGUCCAACCUGGUAUUGUCUUGAAGUUCUAUGUAACUUCAAGGCUGAGACAAUGUCUUCUUGGUACCUUUGUCUUUCUCUCCUUCUGCAGUCCAUCAUCUCUGGUGAGCUGGAAAUUCUUUGUAGGAAAAGGCCCCUCCUCCUUUGUGUUUUGCCUUUCAUGUCUAGCUGUGAAGUAGAACUUGUACUUACAAGUAGGUCUCUUCUGUCAGGGCCACUGCAUGACGGUGCAGCAGGUUUCUGCAGAAAGCAGGAUUCGUACAGUUUACCAGGUCCAGUCUGGAGGAAAAAAGCAUUUUCUGUCCUACUCUGCAUUUUCCUAUUUGUCUGACAUUCUGUGUAAUUUAAUGGUCCUCUCAGAAAAUGCUUUUUGUGCCUCAUUGCUGUUUGUUGUCACCUGAUUUUUUUUCUCUCAUCCUUAUAUAUAUAUCUUUACUUUUAUUUUUUUUCUUUACUCUUUGACAAAAAACCUCAAAACUGGCCAACUGCUAAGGUGUCAAAAAAAUUGAGUAAGUAACUCAGUAGCGACUGAGCAGAUAACCUAGAAGGGUAGAGAUCCCCCUCUUCACAGUGCAUAGUUGCUGUGAUUCUUCCCGCUGUUCCUUUUCAUAAGUGCUCUUUUUACAGCAACACAGAGCAGGAAACAAUUUGAAAGUGCAAAAGUCUGCUGUUUGUGGAUGAAGACACAUAUAUUCACUCAAAGAUAAACUGCUUUGACAUUAACAUAGAGGAUUACUCAAAUAAAACCAUGUAACAGGCACUUUUUAUGUUAUUAAUUUCAUAUUGACUAUUUUUGAUUUCUUUUAAAUGUCCAACUUUGGUCUGUUUCUCUGCCCCAUCCCUUCAGAUGACAUAUUUUGUGUUUGAUCAGAAGUGAAUUGCUUUUUUCUUUUUAUUGACCUGAAUUGAGCAUGCCUCAAAAGUGUUCUGGCUUAAGAGAAGAGACAUCCUUUUCAGCUAGUGAUCCACUGUCAGCAGUCAGUGACAGCUCAGGCUUCCUUGCCCUGCCAGCACAGGACUGGUCCAAAGGAUGUACAUGACAAAGGACUUCAUUCUGGGUACUUUGAGUGACAAUACCUGCAGAAGAAGGUGUACACCCAUAUAUAGCUAUAUGUAUUUUUUUGCAACAGGGGUGCUUGAGCACCAGUUCUCCUGCCAAGACUGACUUAACUACAGUUUUUGGAAACCAGUGCUCUGACUUUAAUUUGGACUGACAUGGUAGAUAUUUAAGGAUACAACCUCCUCUGUUUCCCCAGAGGAAAGUGCUCUAUUUCUCCUUCACCUCCUGAGAUAUCACCUCAGAUAGAUAGUAGGCAUCUUCCUACAAGCUUUAACCCCUCUUGGCAAUCCUUGGGAAACCAGUGUUCUCCUGCACACGGUGUGAAUGUGUCUGAGACCUCAGCGCUGCUGUGACAGUGUGGAGAAGCACCUGCUAAGGAUUGGGGCUGGAGCCUGAGCUUGCUCUGAAGAAAAGGCUGGAAUCGUGCCCCCUCUCCUGGCACUACACUAGCAUCUCUUUUUCAGCCUCCCACAACACUCUGGUGCUUGUCACCAUGUGGGGAAAAAAAAAUUAGGGGGAAUUUCAUGCAGUCUGACAACCAAAGAAUCUUUGAACAGUGCUCUGUGAUCGUCCAAAGAAUAUGUUUUGCUGCAAGUGCACUUGUUUAUACUGGAUCAAGAUAAGUAAGUACAAGUUCCCUUUUGGGUUUUGUGCCUAUUGAUAGGCCUAAGGUAUGCCUGCAGCUUUUGCUGUUAUGACAGACAGGGCUGGGUCCAUAGACCUGCCAGAUGCUCUUAAUGCAGAAUGCUUUCAGGCUGGAAAACCGACAUCUCUGCUGCCAAAGCUUCCUCGCUUCCUGCAAAGCCUCCUUGUGAAACAUGCCUACCAAGAAAAGCACAGGUUUUGCUGGUAUCACCAGCUCUGCCGGGGGUCCUUGAAUGACAGCUCCAUCUGGCAGGGACUUUGGCACCCCACUACUGUAGCUCUGCCAGCAAAAGUGUUUUAAGUCUCCUUCGGUGUCAAUCUUUUUCUGAAAGCUCCGUCUGUCUGCAGCUUUGUCAAAUACGGGAUUCCAGCUGUUUUAGAAAUAAACUAUGUUCGCAAUUGGGAUGGUGUAACAGCUUUGAGAAUCA
This is a messenger RNA of Strigops habroptila (Kakapo), 3720 nucleotides long. It is a transcript of the gene CMTM7, whose product is annotated as CKLF like MARVEL transmembrane domain containing 7. The record is from RefSeq and is a predicted model, not a curated record. Bases 65 to 595 code for a protein of 176 amino acids. Gene Ontology annotation, cellular component: membrane. The transcript has 5 exons. Lineage: Eukaryota; Metazoa; Chordata; Aves; Psittaciformes; Psittacidae.